AUGUCUACCUCCGACAAGAGCACCGGCAGUGGCUCUAUCUCCAAGAUCACCAACACCACCAAGAAGACCAACUCACCAUCCCACCAGAACUCCGCCUCAUCAUCUACGAAGAACUACAUCCCGCCCGACCCUGCUAGCCAAAGAUUCCAGUACAACCGACCAGCUCUUCUCAACGUCUGCAAGCUCCUCCGCUACGAAGCGCUCAAGACCUACCGCACCGCUCUGGUCAAAGCAGAAUCCGACAUUACAGCCGCCGCUGACGCAGCUCGCACCAAGUACAAAGCAGCCUGUUCGCUUUACCUGAACAACCGCAGCGAUAAGUCUGCAUUCCUGGCCACCGAAGCCAUGUUCAAUCGCUUGAACGUGGGGUCACAAGAGAGGAUGAUCAGAGAUGUUGUCGAGGCGCAGAUGGAGUGGUUGGAUAGUCUGGAGUGA
This is a messenger RNA of Fulvia fulva, 435 nucleotides long. RefSeq lists its product as uncharacterized. The coding region runs from base 1 to 435 and encodes 144 amino acids. The record is from RefSeq and is a predicted model, not a curated record. NCBI's taxonomy places the organism in Eukaryota, Fungi, Ascomycota, Dothideomycetes, Mycosphaerellales, Mycosphaerellaceae. The transcript is spliced from 2 exons.